This is a messenger RNA of Epinephelus moara (kelp grouper), 7243 nucleotides long. RefSeq names its product synaptotagmin-like 2b (gene sytl2b). The record is from RefSeq and is a predicted model, not a curated record. Gene Ontology annotation, molecular function: neurexin family protein binding; small GTPase binding. Gene Ontology annotation, cellular component: exocytic vesicle; plasma membrane. The transcript has 20 exons. Gene Ontology annotation, biological process: intracellular protein transport; exocytosis. Bases 144 to 5075 code for a protein of 1643 amino acids. NCBI's taxonomy places the organism in Eukaryota, Metazoa, Chordata, Actinopteri, Perciformes, Serranidae.
GUCCAGCACAUCCAGAAGCAGCAGACCUGAAGGAGAAGUAAACACUUCUACACCUACUUCACCUGUUUUCUCUUGUUAAACGACACAGCAGGAUGGGAAUUACAGGAGCGGUUUAUGGCAAGCCAGCAGGCGUCCUGUAAGUGAUGGACCCAGCUGGUGGUUGCUCCACGCUUGCUAGUUUCCACACCGUUCUGCUGAGAGAAACAGGAGGAGAGGGAGGAACCGCCAUGAUUGACCUGAGCCACCUGACGGAGGAGGAGCAGGGGGUGAUAAUGGCCGUGCUGAGGAGGGACGCCGAACUGAAGAAGGCUGAGGAGGAAAGAAUCAGGAAACUUGAGAAACUUCUGGAUGGCACCCCGCAGUCAGAUCCAGGGCUCAAGUACCUGACUGGAGAGUGGUUUUACGAGGCCAAGUCUCGCAGACACAUGGACAAGAUCCACGGCUCGGAGAUCAUCUGGGCCUCCAUGAAGCAGAGGAGACCUGGUUUAGAUGCUUCUCCCAGAAGUGAAAGAUCCAACACACCCAGCAUUCAAGGCUCAGACAUUGUCCCUCCGCCGAAGCCUGCCAGAUGUUUUGACGAACUACAGCCGCAGAGGAUCAAUGGUGUAGAACAAGAGAAUGUCAAUUCAGCAGUCCGCUCUCCAAGGACGCCGAGGCAGAACCCUUUCAACCGCGCAUCCCUUAUUCUUGUUGAGCCACCUGAAAAUGAUGAUGACAUGCCAGCCAUGCAGGCCCAGGAGUCGUCUGAGACAGAGCCCAUAUCUCCACUGAGAAACCACACAGCAGAGGCGAGUCAGACUUCAGGGGGCUCCCUCACAUCAGAGGGCUCCUCUGUAGGUUUCAGGCCAGUGCCAAAGAAGAGGACAUUUCUCACAAGACGUACCCCCAGUCAGCCAGAAAUCAACUACCUGGUGUUAGAAACUCAGGGAGGGUCAGUAGGGAUUGUUCCCGCCCCAAGACGGAGCCUCCAGCGAGGGUCCAGUGAGAGCUCUAACCAGUCCUUCAUAAAGGGCCAAGAUGAAAUGCCUCAGGAAAGUGUUUCUAUUCAAUCUCAGUCUGCUCAGCCAUCCAAACCCCUAGAUGAAAACUUCCAGCAGGCACUCUGUGAUGUAUCUCAGGUUUCGCCUUAUUCCAGUCUGGAGAGAGAAAGACACUCACCCUCUGUAACAAGAGACAGACUAGCCACAUUCACCAAGAGUGAAGCGCCAACUGACACAGAGAUCCCAAAGGAGAGCGAUGAACGAGAUGAGUGGACACAAAGAGAAUAUGAGGCGUUGAACGCUGUUGUCCUGCACACUGCCAGCAUUCAGGAUUCAGACAGAGGAAACGGCAGCAGUGUGGAAAAAGUAAUGAUGCAGGAAGAACUGAGUUUGCCCCAAAGCACCGUGGAUCCAGAUCCUCCAGUAUCUUAUGAUCUCCACUACAUUGAUAAGUCUGAACAGCAAACGCAAAAGAAAUCAAAUCAGAAACAUGCAUUUCAAUUAUCCACUCAGUCCACCAGUCCCACUGGUGAUGAGGACUCCAUUGCAAAGGUGCUGGACUGGUUCAACCGCAGCACAGACAGCCUUGAUUGGACAGGUGAUGAUCCAAAGGCCACAAAGAGCUCUGAUAAACAUGUAGAAAACAGUAAAUUAAGAGGUGCGGAUUCAUUAGAGUUAAGAGCAACAGAAAGAAUAAGCAACAGGGAAGUGAUCGAAUUACAAGAAGAGGUGAAGAAGGAUACGAGAGACAGAAUGCAGUCACAGGAAGUUAAUGAUAACAACGAUGAAAGCCAGCCACCCGAAAUCUCUCAUUUGAUGUCAUUUUGGGAGAAAAGCAAUGCAGGACCUAAAAUACGUACAAGCAAAACAAUUACGCCCACCGACAAAGGACAAAAACCUUUACAUCUCUCAGCGGAGAAAGAGGAGGAAAAAGUUAACAAACCCUACAGAGCACCAGAUAUACCCUCUGAUCCAGGCAUAUACAAUGGGAAGGGGAUUUAUUAUAGGUCCACCUCAAAUCAUGAGGAUGAAGGAGAACAGGAAGAUACUGGAAAUAGUGCUCACUUAGAUAAUUACUUGGAGGCAGACACUCUGGUGAUGAAUACCUCAACUCACAGGAACAAUUAUGACCCAACAAACAACUCAGAUUAUUUAAAGUCAGCAGCCAGUCCCCAAGUAAGUGACAGAAGAGGUUCAGACACUGAGAUUUUAUGUGUAACCACACUUGGUCCACAGCCUAAGGCACCCAUCCACCAUCCACAACCUGACAGUAUUUCUCAAUCUAGAGAAACCCCACCGCAAGACGAACUGUCCAAGAGUAUUUCGGUAUCUCAGUUGAAUACAGAUCCUGACUCUGAGAAGCUCUGUUUGUCCAGAAGCAGCCCAUAUAUGGACUACGAGCAAGGUGAUAUACAAGUCACACCCAAAAGACGAAUGCAGAGAAGUUCAAGUGAGGAUGUAAAGUUGAGGAACAGUGAGGAUAUCAGCUUGCAAUCAAGCAUCUCUCCCAAACAAAAGGAGGAUACGUCUAGCAGUACUCACUCAAACAGACAAAGUUUACAGAAUCAAGAAAGCACUGCAGAGAAGAUAAAGCAGCUCAGAUCCUUCUGGGAGCAGGAGGGGAACAAACCUAUUUUUUACACCGGCAAACCUAAAGCUCUUGGGAAUAGUAAAGUUGCUCGUGGUGCAAAUCUAGCAAAACUGAAUAAGAGACAUACAAAGUCGGAGUUCGACCUGACGUUAAUUGGAAAUGAUUUUGGCAGCGAUGAGGAAGACUCUACUCCAAAUCCUUACAAUUUUACUGUUCUUCCAUUGAAUCAGAGAAUAGAAAAACCGUCCCCUCUCCUGGGCAAGAACCGAACACAGUUUAACAGUUUGCGUGAGUUCUGGGGUGAGGCGGCAUCAGAUACCAAGAAAACAUUGCCCCUUGACAAACCCAAAAGCCCCAAGAGAAAAGAGCAAAUAAGAUUCCAGCUGUCAUCUCAGGAGUUAAAGUAUGAUGACCCAGAGGUUUACUGUGUAUCAGAGACAACAAGACCAGCUGCCCUGAAAUCAUCUCCACCUCUUCCAAACCAAUCAAAGGUGCCUCAUGAUAGACAGGUGGGGUCAAGAGCAAAAGAUGGUGGCAAAAACAGUCUGUCUAAUUAUAUAACAGAUGAAUCCAAAAGGAGCUCAAAAGACUCAGAUCGAGAGGAUAAAUCCACAAAACCACCAAGCAUUUCUGAAAGAGAGACUCGUUCUCUAAAGUACAGAAGAGAUAGCUUUAGCAAUUCGAGCAGUCGUAAGAAUUCCAUGCGUCGUGCCGCUAGCAUGUUCGCUUUGAGUGUUCCUGAUGAACAAGAACUUCAGAUGGAUGUAAGCCCCAUCCACUCCCUGAGCAGAAAGCACAGGCAGAACGCUGAAAAAGGUGCCUCAUCGAGAAGAUUGCCAGAGGAAACCGAGACUCCACGUGCACGGGCAUGUGUUCCCAAAGAUUACCGGCAUUACCUGGGCAUGACUGAUGACACCAGCGUCCACACCUCCCUUGCUCCGGCUGUGAAGGCCGAGCGGUCGGAAGGAAUGCCUGGGUAUGAGUUUGACGUGAGUGGGCCAGCGAGGGCCAGCACUCCAGUAAGCUCCGAGGAGCAUUACAGCAGGAGGGGUGGCAAGACUAGUCAGCGCCCCCUUUGGGCAAACUACAGCAGUUCAGACGCAGGUCAGGAGUCAUCUGUGAGCAGCACGUCCGAAACCUGGUCCAGCUCAAGGAACAGUUCAACCCGUGAAAAUGAGAUUGUAAGGAAAGCAUUGAGGCGAGCAGAAGCACGGCCUAAAAGUGUGGCAAAAAGUGUGGAGGACAUCACGGCAGCCUUACCACGAGAAGAAGAAGGGCAAGACCCAGCUGAUGACUUGAGACGCAUUAGUAAUGUUUCAUCCAUCCCGUCGCAUUCCUCAUACUUAUAUUCGGAUCCGGAGCACCUGAAGAAGAUGAGCAAAUCAGUUCCCUCAUUCUUACAGGACGAGGACGUUGAGCGAGACAAUGACUUUCCCUACGAGGACGUUGACUUCCCAAGAAGACUAACAACAUGCAGCUCUUUGAAAAACCUCACCGGCUCCUCUGGCAUGUCGUCUUUGUCUUCUCUAAGUGGAAGUGUGAUGACCAUGUACAGCGGGGACUUUGGGAACGUGGAGGUUCAGGGAUACAUCCAGUUCUCCAUCAACUACAUCCUGAAGCUCAGAGAGUUUCACAUCUUUGUGGCUGAGUGCCAAGACCUGGCUGCAGUUGACCCAAAGAGAGGCCGCUCAGAUCCCUACGUUAAAAGCUACCUGUCUCCUGACAAAGCUAAUCUGGGAAAGAGGAAAACAUCUGUAAAGAAGAAGACACUGAAUCCAAAGUUCAACGAAAUCCUCAGAUAUCGUGUUCGCAUGGAGUACCUCCGAACCCAGACGCUUAUUCUCUCUGUUUGGCACCAUGACACGUUUGGCAGGAACAGCUUCCUGGGCGAAGUAGAUUUGGACCUCUCCAAGUGGGACUUUGAUCACACCCAGAUGAACUACUUAGCCCUGAAAGCAAGGACUGCACCCACUCUGUCGCCAUCACUUGGUCGCGGAGAGAUCAGACUAGCCCUACGUUUCCUGCCACAUAUCAUCCGCAGUGAAGGAUUGGCUAAGGGAGCUCCAAACACAGGAGAGGUUCACAUUUGGGUGAAAGAAUGCAAGAACCUGCCUCUAAUCAGGCCAACCAUCGACCCAUAUGUUAAGUGCUUCGUGCUGCCGGACACGAGCAGGAAGAGUCGCCAGAAGACGCGUGUGAUGCGGAGGACAGUGGACCCAGCGUUUAACCACACAAUGGUGUAUGACGGCAUCAGACAGGCUGAUUUAUUAGAAGCCUGUGUGGAGCUCACUGUCUGGGACCGAGACAGGCUAGCCAGCAACCUGCUGGGGGGCCUGAGGAUUGGAGCUGGAACAGGCAAAAGUUAUGGAGCAUCGGUGGACUGGAUGGACUCAACUCCCCAUGAGGCAGCGCUGUGGGAGCGCAUGAUGGCCACCCCAAAUCAGUGGGUGGAGGACAUACUCCCAUUAAGAGUGCUGAACUCUUCAAAAACUAGUUUCAAAUAAGGCACAGUAUAUCAAACUGCAAAGACACUAUAUUUUCUGAGAGGUAUAAACACAGUAAAUGAACCAUUUUAAAGCUUUAAACUUAUUCAAGAAAGGCUUUCUAAGAAUUUCAAAAAUCUGAUGAAAAGUAAAGUCAGGACACUGAAGUGAAAAAAAGGAAUCAACCAUGUGGCUGUAAUUUAAGCCUCCACAGGUUUAACACUGGUUUUCCAUCACAUGGUGGAGCUAUCCAGACACUGGCACAAUUUUGAGCUUUUGUUCAAGAAAUAAAGGAGAAGAAAUUUAAGACACCUGCUGGUGUUGGCUUUUGCCUUUUAUGGGUGUUCAGAGAAGAAUGUUACUGGACAAAAAGUUGUACCAGGAUCUGGAUUUAUGUCUUUUAACACUACAUACAGUAUGACGAAGGUCCACCAUUUUGUUCUUAAAUAAUUUGAGUUGCUCCCAAUGUGCAACAUUUCUGUUUACUCCCUAAAUAUCUCGAGCCAAAUUAUCAAGACAUGAUCUCAGAAAGCUUUUCGUAAGGCUAUUAUGAACCAACAUGGGACUGUCAAAACAAUAAAAAAAUGUUUAAAACCAUUUGCUUCUCACCCUUCUCAUACUAACUUUUGUUUGACAGUAUUUCUAUAAAUUAAAUUGAAUUAACCUGCAUAUCUGACCUGAUGAACUGUUGCACUUAAUUGUAUUUACUAAAAGUGGGAUUAAAUAAAUUAAAGGUUCAGUGUGUUGGUUUUAGAGGCAUCAAUUGGCAGAAAUGUAUAUAAUGGCUACAAUUAUGUUUUCAUAAGGGUAUAAUCACCUGAAAAUAAGAAUCAUUGUGUUUCUGUUACCUUAGAAUGAGCUGUUUAUAUUUACAUAUGGAGCAGGUCCUCUUCCACGGAGUCGGCCAUGUUGUUUUUUUAACAGUAGUCCAGAAUAACGAACCAAACAGGGUCUCUAGGCAGGGCCAAUAGCAUUUUCACGUCAGCCACCGUAGUUCUCCUACACGCUUGGCACAUGGGAAAAGUUUCUGUUCUGCAAACUCACUGCUAGAUGCCACUAAAUCCUUCACCCUGGACCUUUAAACAAUGAUGACUUUCAGGUUUUCUGUGUUUUGUCAGUGGUAGUUUAGAGGUUAACCUGUGGAUUCUCUGAUUAAUAUACUGGUAUUGACUGGUUAUUAAAUUCACUAAAUUUCUCCAAUGUUUAUGACCCAAAACUAGCCUCAGCUUUACUUUGUCUUAAUUUGUGAAUAUUAACAUGCUUAACGUGCUUAGCUAAUAUGGUGAACCUGGUUAACAAUACACCUGCUAAAAAUCAGCCCAUUAGCAUUGUCUGUAUGAGCACGUUGAUUUUAGCAUUUAGCACAAAGCCCAGCUAUGUCCAAAUGAAUCCUCAAAGACCUGCUAGCUUGACUGUCAACUCUCCGUCUUAUUUCUAUAUUUUUUACGUUACAGCGCUGGGCGAUUUGGAAAAUGUAAUUAAUAAUUUAUUACUUAUAAUACCAGUGCCAAUACUUAUUAUAUAACUAUAAAUUCACUUUCUAUGCACAUGUUUAAAAGAACACAAUUUCAAACAAUAUCAUCAUUCAUUUAUUUAAAAAAUAAUUCACAGAUUCAUUCACAUUUUUUUCGUCACUAAUUCACAGUCAACAUACAACAUGCACUCAUCAAUACAAAGUAGUUACAUUCAGAACUGUUUUAUAACCUUUUAUGUGUUUGAGCCCUUCAAGCAAAAUUUCAGUUACUAUAAUGGAAUUGAAAAUCUCAGAGACCGAUAUCUCAAAACCUGUGCAAACAAAACAAAAGCUGUCUACAUGGAUAGACAGAAUAUGAGAGAACAUGUUUUUCUUUUUGUAAUUUUGGUGAAGCAAUCCUGUGAAUUGUAAGGAUAGAUAACUGCUGACCAUCUUGUUGUUUCUUCAGUAUUACAAUACUAUAAUUCUUACCACUUUCCCCAUGUUUUACUAUGUCUGCAACGUGUCUCUGUCUCUCUGGGGAUUUAUUGGCUUUCAGACAGAGAAACAAAGAGUUAAGAUGACAUUACAAACAAUUACAGCCACCACAGGGCUGCUGUAGCAGCUCAGGGAUAAUGCACCUGUGUGAGAAAGGAAGACAAGAAGCAUCAAGACUUUUCAUGUUAUGAUGUUGCAUGUUUUCUCUAUUAAAUGUUGCAUAAUUAAAUAAGAACUG